Messenger RNA from Elephantulus edwardii (Cape elephant shrew), 903 nucleotides. RefSeq names its product protein strawberry notch homolog 1-like. NCBI's taxonomy places the organism in Eukaryota, Metazoa, Chordata, Mammalia, Macroscelidea, Macroscelididae. The transcript is spliced from 2 exons. Gene Ontology annotation, biological process: regulation of DNA-templated transcription. The record is from RefSeq and is a predicted model, not a curated record. Gene Ontology annotation, molecular function: histone binding; chromatin DNA binding. Gene Ontology annotation, cellular component: nucleus. Bases 1 to 903 code for a protein of 300 amino acids.
AUGCCUACCUUGGGAACGCCUAUCACCCUCACCAAGCCUUGCAUCAUCAUUGGAAUAGCGGGAAUAAGGAAGCAGAAUGCCUUAUUUCAGUAUUUUUCAGACACACUUACUGCAGCUGUUCAAAACGCCAAAAAGAAUGAAAGAUACGACAUAGGCAUCUUAGAUCUUGGUUCUGGAGACGAAAAGGUGAGGAAAAGUGAUGUAAAGAAGUUUCUGACUCCUGGAUAUUCAACCUCUGGGCAUGUAGAGCUGUACAUGAUUAGUGUGGAGCGGGGCAUGUCUUGGGAGGAAGCAACCAAGAUCUGGGCCGAGAUGACAGGACCGGACGAUGGUUUCUACUUGUCACUACAGAUAAGGAACAACAAGAAAACUGCCAUCUUGGUUAAAGAAGUGAACCCUAAAAAGAAGCUUUUCUUAGUUUAUAGACCAAAUACUGGGAAACAGCUAAAACUAGAAAUUUACUCUGAUCUUAAAAAGAAAUACAAAAAGGUGGUCUCUGAGGACACUCGGGCGCACUGGUUAGAGCAGUACAACUCGUCUGCAGAUACCUGUACCCAUGCUUACUGGCGUGCCAAUUGCAAAAAAGCAAGCUUGGGAUUAGUUUGUGAAAUAGGUCUUCGCUGCCGCACAUACUAUGUACUAUGUGGCUCUGUCUUGAGCGUGUGGACAAAAGUUGAGGGUGUUUUAGCAUCGGUCAGUGGCACAAACGUGAAAAUGCAAAUAGUGCGGCUGAGAACGGAGGACGGACAGCGGAUCGUGGGUUUGAUCAUUCCGGCCAAUUGUGUGUCCCUGCUCAUAAACCUCCUGUCGACUUCAGACCAGUCUCAGCAGCUUGCGGUCCAGCGGAAGCAGCUGUGGCAGCAGCACCACCCGCAGAGCUUCACCAACCUGAGCAACGCUUAG